AUGGCGGAGUUUCUUCACAUCGUUCUCUCAGUGUCGUUAUUUUAUACCUUCAUCGCAGGGGGGGCGUGCAGUGAAGACCUACGUUUCUGUGCUACCGUCCACAUAUCGCCAAGUGCUUACCUCGUCCCAACACAGCACUUGGAGUGGGGAAAGUGGAUUGAGAGUUAUUAUCAUACGGCAGACGCUGAAGCUCCGACCGCAAGGACCAGCCCGAUAAAGUUUUGCACCUCGGGACGAGAGAUGUCUCCGUCGGGCACAGAGGGACGCGUUACUGUGGUACCGCUCAAUUUCGGAUACAACUCCGACACCAACACAAAGUUCACCAUCGAGUGGGAUCGUCCAUGGUCAGGACGCAGUUAUGUGAGGGAGAUAUAUGACGAGAAUGUUUACGACGUGGAGAAAAUUAAGCUCGGUCCCUGGCAAUAUAGAUACAACCUGAUCUAUAAACCGCUCUCGAAGUAA
This is a messenger RNA of Parnassius apollo (apollo), 462 nucleotides long. Lineage: Eukaryota; Metazoa; Arthropoda; Insecta; Lepidoptera; Papilionidae. The record is from the annotation of a GenBank genome assembly.